This is a messenger RNA of Apiotrichum porosum, 1320 nucleotides long. RefSeq lists its product as uncharacterized. Gene Ontology annotation, molecular function: protein-lysine N-methyltransferase activity; protein binding. Gene Ontology annotation, cellular component: nucleus. Bases 1 to 1320 code for a protein of 439 amino acids. Lineage: Eukaryota; Fungi; Basidiomycota; Tremellomycetes; Trichosporonales; Trichosporonaceae. The record is from RefSeq and is a predicted model, not a curated record. The transcript has 6 exons. Gene Ontology annotation, biological process: peptidyl-lysine monomethylation.
AUGGCUCUGGAACGCGCACAGCUCAUGCUCGACUGGCUGGUGGCGAGUGGUGGAUACGUCCACCCCUCUGCCGAGCUGAGGGACGAUGCCGAUGCUGGCCUGUCCCUCUUUGCCACUGCCCCCAUACCUGCGGACGAGCGCCUUGUCUCGUGCCCGUUCAGCGUAGCGAUCACCUCAUCGCUCGCCUCGGCUUCCGUGUCCGCGGCCACUGGUGUUGCCGAGUCGGAGCUCGUGUGGCCCGAGGGCGAGAAGAAGGGCCAGAAGUGGAAUGAGCGCAUGCUCGCUUCCGCAUACAUUGGCCUGCACUGGGUGUGGGAUGAGAGGGAGAAGGAGGGCAAGACCCGCCCUGCCUCGCUCGUUCAUGGCCCCUACGUUGCCGCCCUCCCUACCACAGAAGAGCUGACCACCCCACUCUACUUCAACCCCACCGAGCGUGCCAUGCUCGCCGGCACCAACCUGGCUGGUGCUGUCGCUGACCGUGAGCGCGAGUGGGGUGCUGAGGCCGACGUUGUCCGUGCCGUGCUCAAGGAGGACGGCCUUACUUGGGACCGUUAUCUUGCUGUUGCCACGUACCUCUCGUCCCGCGCGUUCCCCAGCCGUCUCCUCCGUCUGCCGGACGAGGAGACGGACGACGAUGGAGUGAGCCCCGUGCUCCUCCCUGGCGUUGACAUGCUUAACCAUGCCCGUGGUCAGCCUAUCCUCUGGCUCUCAUCGCGCGUUCCCUCCAAGGACGGCGACAUUUCCGCCAUCUCCCUCCGCACCGCUGCCGCGCAUGAGAAGGACGCCGAGCUCUUCAACAACUACGGAGCAAAGCCCAAUGAGGAGCUCCUUCUCGGCUACGGCUUUGUCCUCCCUUCCAACCCCGACGACACUGUCGUUCUCCGUCUCGGUGGUGCUCCCCCUGCUGCCGCUGCCAGGCUACAGGCCAAGGGCCUUGACGCAACCGAGCGCUUUGCGGUUGGCCGUGAUGGCGUGCUCCCUCAGGGCCUCCUGCAGGUUAUGCGCACCAUGUCUGGCGAGGAGGAGCACGAGUGCGACGACGACGAGGACGAGCAUGCCCACCACGAGGCUGAGGAGAAGGGCCUCAACCUUGAGCUCGAUGUUCUGGGUAUGCUUGGCGAGAUGCUUGAGGAUAAGCUCGAGACUCUCGGACGCGAAGUGGAGACCAAGGGAGCGCGUCCCCGCGUUGUUGCCAUGGUUGAGGAGUACCGCCAGGGCCAGGCGGACAUUCUUACUUCUGCUCUCGACAAGCUCGGUGAGCGUAUUGACCGCAUCGAGAGCCUCAUGAGCGAGGGCCUCGAGUGCCCCUGCGGUUGUUAA